Molecule: messenger RNA, 1467 nt
Organism: Vicia villosa (hairy vetch)
Lineage: Eukaryota; Viridiplantae; Streptophyta; Magnoliopsida; Fabales; Fabaceae
Product: zinc transporter 1-like
Exons: 8
Coding region: 1-1467 (488 amino acids)
Biological process (GO): zinc ion transmembrane transport; protein phosphorylation
Cellular component (GO): plasma membrane
Molecular function (GO): zinc ion transmembrane transporter activity; ATP binding; protein kinase activity
Source: RefSeq, a predicted model, not a curated record
AUGUGUGAUAUCUACAGGUUGUUGCAAAUUCUGUCUACUGAGGAAGAUGUGUAUCUUGUUUAUGAUCAUGUUGACCUAAAUCUUGAAAGAUACAUCACCAAUCACUUGCCUAGCAUUGCCACUUUCGAAAGAUGUGUUCUAUAUCAAGCUCUUUCGGGACUCACAUACCUCCAUUCUCACCACAUUGUACACACCGAUAUCAAUCCUUUUAAUAUUCUCGUUGAAUGCCACCUAGAUGAUGAAUCAUUUCCUACAGUCAAGCUAUGUGGUAUUCCUGCACCCAAAACUUCUAUUCAUAAGGCUCGUCCUAACUAUACAGCACCUGAACUUUUGAUGGGCUCAACCAAUUACUCGGCUGCAGCUGAUGUCUGGUCUUUGGGCUACAUAUUUGCUCACAUCAUUAAGCGCCGACCUCUGUUCAAUAAUUUAGACGAGCAUGGGGUAUUGGCUGAGAUAUUCUGUUUGUUUGGCACGCCAACAGAAGAAACUUGGCCUAGAGUGUCUUCUAUAUGCAAUUUUCUUCAAGAAUUUAACCCUCCAAUACAGCCAAAGGACCUGGCUAAAGAGUUCCCAAGCCUCGGACCUACUGGUCUUGAUCUUCUUUCGUCGCUAAUGGUUGCAAGUGCAAUCGGUGUUUGUAUACCACUACUUGGUAAAGUGAUACCUGCUUUAAGUCCUGAGAAAGAUAUAUUUUUUGUCAUCAAAGCUUUUGCUGCUGGUGUGAUAUUAUCAACCGGUUUCAUUCAUGUGCUUCCUGAUGCUUUUGAAAAUCUUACUUCACCUUGUUUGAAGGAACAUCCAUGGGGUGAUUUUCCUUUUACCGGUUUUGUCGCUAUGUGUACUGCUAUGGGGACUCUUAUGAUUGAUACAUAUGCCACUGCUUAUUUUCAAAAUCAGAAUUCUAAAAAAACACCGACACAAGUCGAGAAUCAUGAGUCAACCCCAGAUGUAGAGCAUGAAGGACAUGUGCAUGUUCAUACUCAUGCUUCACAUGGUCAUGCACAUGGCCAUGCUUCUUCGGAGACAUCAUCAGAACUUCUUCGUCAUAGGGUUGUAUCACAGGUAUUGGAGUUGGGGAUUAUUGUUCACUCGGUUAUAAUAGGAAUUUCUCUUGGUGCUUCUGAUGAGAGUUCUAAAACCAUAAAGCCAUUAGUAGCUGCGUUGACUUUUCAUCAAUUCUUUGAAGGCAUGGGACUUGGAAGCUGUAUAACUCAGGCAAAUUUCAAGAGUCUAUCUAUUACGAUCAUGGGAUUGUUCUUUGCUUUGACAACUCCGGUAGGGAUUGGAAUUGGCUUAGGGAUUAGUAGUGUUUACGAUGAGAACAGUCCAACAGCCCUCAUUGUUGAAGGAAUCUUCAAUGCAGCUUCAGCUGGGAUCUUAAUCUAUAUGGCACUUGUAGAUCUUCUUGCUGCUGAUUUUUUCAUUAUUCGUAUUUGGGAUUCUGAGGUCGGCCCUGAUUUCCUAUAA